AUGGAACCCAACGCCGGCUCCUUCUGGUUUCAGCCCCGCCGCCGCCCCCUCCUUAAUCCGGUGGCUCUCAUCUUAACCAUUCCAAUUAUAGCCCUACUCAUUCUCUUUUUUGUGAUACAUCCAUUCAUCUCACACACCAAUCAAAUCCUGAGGCCUAAUUCGGUUAAAAAGAGCUGGGAUUCGCUCAACAUCUUGCUUGUUCUGUUCGCCGUUCUCUGCGGAAUCUUUGCCCGACGCAACGAUGACGAUCGCCCAAUUGCAGCCGCGGCUAAUGUUUGCGAUCAUAGGCCUAGCCAGUCUGUUCCGGCGUGGAUCGAUUUUCCAGAUCGGAGAGAGUACAACAGCAACUUCGGCGGCGGUAGGUUGCGGCGGAGCAGCAGCUCUUAUCCUGAUAUGCGGCAGGAGUCGGUUUGGGAGAUUGAAGGUGCUAACAGGAACAGGUUCAUGGAUGAUUUUGAAUUUAAUUUCUACACGUCUCCUCCGCCUCCUCGUGUAGAAAACUAUGAGCUCCGGCAAAAGAGACACGAGGCUGAGGCUGAGGCGGAGGCGGAAAUUCACGUGGAUAAAUUUGAGGUUGCAGCACCUCCUGAACACAUGACUCCUCCACCGCCUCAGCCGAACUCGAUUUUCAUCAAUAUAUUCAAAAGCAGGCGGUACACACACCCAUCCGCCGCUCCAGCACCGAGUUUUUCCCGGCGGCAGUUAGGUUUUUGUACGCCGCCGAGAACGACUUGA
Messenger RNA from Salvia splendens (bonfire salvia), 735 nucleotides. RefSeq lists its product as uncharacterized. The transcript has a single exon. NCBI's taxonomy places the organism in Eukaryota, Viridiplantae, Streptophyta, Magnoliopsida, Lamiales, Lamiaceae. The record is from RefSeq and is a predicted model, not a curated record. The coding region runs from base 1 to 735 and encodes 244 amino acids.